AACAGCCCGUGAACGCACCAGGCAGUGGUUCCGGCGUACCGAUGUCACGUGACAGGGGAGCUGCUGUGCUGCUGACUGGUGACAAAUCAACCGCUGCUGCUUCUCGCUGCUUCAACUGCUCACCAAGUUUUUGUUGACUUUCACCUUUUAUCCCUCCCCUCCCAAAUCACACACUCGACACCGAGAUGGACAACAGCGGCAAGGAGAAGGAAGCCACGGCACUGAUGGCCGAGGCGGAAAAGAAGUUAAAAUCCUCUCAGUCGUUUUUCGGAGCUCUUUUCGGGGGUUCCUCUAAGCAGGAAGAGGCCUGCGACAUGUACGUACGGGCCGCUAACAUGUUCAAGAUGGCCAAGAACUGGUGUGCCGCAGGAAACGCCUUCUCCCAGGCGGCCCGCCUCCACCUGCAGAUGCAGAGCAAACACGACGCAGCGAUGAACUUCAUCGAUGCAGGGAACGCCUUCAAGAAAGCAGAUCCACAAGAGGCCAUAAACUGUCUGAAUCGAGCUAUUGAGAUAUACACAGAUAUGGGCCGCUUCACCAUCGCGGCCAAACAUCACAUCACAAUCGCUGAGAUCUACGAGACAGAGAUGGUGGACAUCGAGAAGGCCAUUGCUCACUAUGAACAAGCAGCAGAUUAUUACAAAGGUGAAGAAUCCACCAGUUCAGCCAACAAGUGCCUUCUGAAGGUGGCCACCUACACCGCUCAGCUGGAGCAGUACCCCAAAGCCAUCGAGAUCUACGAGCAGGUGGGCACUCAUGCGAUGGACAGCACGCUGCUGAAGUACAGCGCCAAGGACCACUUCUUCAAGGCGGCUCUGUGCCACUUCUGUGUGGACAUGCUGAACGCCAAACUGGCUGUGGAGAAGUACGAAGAAAUGUUCCCGGCCUUUUCAGACUCUCGAGAGUGCAAACUGUUGAAGAAACUUCUAGACGCAUACGAAGAGCAGAACGUGGACGCCUACACUGACUCGGUGAAGGAGUACGACACCAUCUCACGACUGGACCAGUGGCUGACCACCAUGCUCCUGCGCAUCAAGAAGACCAUACAGGAGGAUGAGAGCGACCUGCGCUGAUUUCCCUCUACAUCGUGUUUUUUUUUUCUUCUUUAGUUGCCUCCAGUCUCUCGCUCCCAUCUUUCUGAACUUGAAUUAUUACUUAGCCCUUAUUUGCUCCCGUUCACACGGUCUGCAGUAUCUGACUCUCCUGGUGUGAACGCUAUCCUGAAAUCACGUCGUCAGUCGUCCCGCUCCGCAUCCUCUUUCCCCUUCUUAGAAAACGGACGAGAGACAAAAGACAGAAACGACGAAUGGUUACUGCCAUCGUCUUAAUAAUCCAACAGGACUUCGUCUCAGCUGCUGAGCUCCUCAGGACGCUAAAUCCCUCACAUUUGCAAAAAGGCCUUUUCUUUGCUUUUAUGCCGCAUAUUUGCAUGAGAGCCAUAAAGUAGCGCUUCUCCACUCUUUA
Messenger RNA from Doryrhamphus excisus (bluestripe pipefish), 1464 nucleotides. RefSeq names its product N-ethylmaleimide-sensitive factor attachment protein, alpha b (gene napab). NCBI's taxonomy places the organism in Eukaryota, Metazoa, Chordata, Actinopteri, Syngnathiformes, Syngnathidae. Gene Ontology annotation, molecular function: soluble NSF attachment protein activity; syntaxin binding. Gene Ontology annotation, cellular component: synaptobrevin 2-SNAP-25-syntaxin-1a complex; vacuolar membrane; terminal bouton. Gene Ontology annotation, biological process: SNARE complex disassembly; intracellular protein transport; synaptic transmission, glutamatergic. The record is from RefSeq and is a predicted model, not a curated record.